Molecule: messenger RNA, 1592 nt
Organism: Passer domesticus (house sparrow)
Lineage: Eukaryota; Metazoa; Chordata; Aves; Passeriformes; Passeridae
Gene: NEK2
Product: NIMA related kinase 2
Exons: 9
Coding region: 48-1379 (443 amino acids)
Biological process (GO): protein phosphorylation
Molecular function (GO): ATP binding; protein kinase activity
Source: RefSeq, a predicted model, not a curated record
GAGCGCAGGGGCCCGCGCGGCCCGGCGCGGUCCGUGCGCUCCCCGCCAUGCCCGGCCGCCCCGACGACUACGAGGUGCUGCUCACCAUCGGCGCCGGCUCCUACGGGAAGUGCCGCAAGGUGCGCCGCAAGGCCGACGGCAAGAUCUUGGUAUGGAAGGAGCUGGACUAUGGCGCGAUGACGGAGUCGGAGAAGCAGAUGCUCGUGUCGGAGGUGAACUUGCUGAGGGAGCUGCGGCACCCGAACAUCGUGCGCUACUACGACCGCAUCAUCGACAGGAGCAGCACCACGCUGUACAUCGUCAUGGAGUACUGCGAUGGGGGAGACCUGGCCAGCCUGAUCGCCAAGUGCGCCAAAGAAAGGCAUUUCUUGGAUGAAAGCUUUGUUCUCAGAGUGUUGACUCAGCUAACGUUGGCCUUGAAGGAGUGUCACAGACGGAGUGAUGGUGCAGUCACUGUGCACCGUGACCUGAAACCAGCAAAUGUCUUUCUAGAUGGCAAACAGAAUGUGAAACUUGGAGACUUUGGACUGGCUAGGAUAUUGCACCAUGACACCAGCUUUGCCACAACUUUUGUUGGCACUCCAUACUACAUGUCUCCAGAACAAAUGAACUACUUGUCGUACAAUGAGAAAUCUGACAUCUGGUCUCUAGGAUGUAUUGUGUAUGAAUUAUGUGCUCUCUCGCCUCCAUUUACAGCUUUCAACCAAAAGGAGCUGGCAGAAAAGAUAAGAGAAGGGAGGGUCAGGCGAAUACCGUAUCGUUACUCAGAUGAGCUGAAUGACCUUCUCAAGGAGAUGCUGAAUGUAAAGGAUUACUGCCGACCUUCUGUUGAAGACAUUCUGCGGCACCCCUUGAUAGAAGAUGUGGUGACAGAAGAACAAAAACAGAUUUCUGAUAAAAGAGGCUUGAGAUCAUGGGAGCCAGACAGGCUGCAGUUCUCAGAUGCUGUAGCGAGUGAGCUGAAACGAAAGGAGCAACAGUUACAGGAGCGAGAGCAAGCCAUUAAAGAGAGAGAACAACGUCUGGAGCAGAGAGAACGGGAGCUCUGUGUUCGGGAGAGACUGGCAGAGGACAAACUUGCUAGAGCUGAAAGCCUGCUGAAGAGGUGCAGUCUCCAGAAGCAGCAGCAGGAGGUAACGUGCGCGGAAGGUCCAGAUAACGCACUCCUGCUUCCCCUUUCUACAACAAAGAAGAACUCACACUCUGAUGGAAAUGAAGAGAAAGCUGUACCUCAUAAUAUGGAAAACUAUUUCCUUUCCAAAGGGAAAAGCUCUGAUCUCAAAAGGCGUCUCUAUGCUGCAAAUCUACGGGCUCAAGCACUGGCUGAACUGGAAAAAAACUAUCAACUAAAGAGCAGACAAAUCUUGGGCAUGCGUUGAAACUGCAACAGAUGUAUUUAUCUUUGAAAAGAAGAUUAAAUGUAUAGGCAGAUACUUGUGCCUCCCUCUCUUAAGCUAGAACCUACUGAAAAAUUAUUUUAACAGUUGUACAAACUGUUCAUUUAUGACAGGUAGUUUAUGAUAACGCAUGAGAUACUAUAUGAUGAAAACAGGUACUUUUGAUACCAAAUAAAACAAACUGAAUUAAUUGUA